ACACACAAAACACACACAGUUUCACCUCCUUUCAGAAUCCAGGUAAUCUUAAUUCAUACUUCACUCAGCCCUCUUUCCUUUUCUCUCUUUCUCACUCACAGACUGGAACACUUUGACAAUCCCACAUUUUUCCAAUAUAAAACCCCAAAAAAUCCAAUCUUUUUACUCAUUUCCUCAACAUCCCCCCUCUCUCUCCCUUAUCUCUCUCAUCUCUCCCAUCUCUCUACACAUAUACACACAAAAAUUUGGAUUUUUAAGUUGCCCUUAUAAUCUCUUUGCAAAAUAAGGGUCACAAUUUUCUUGAAAAUUGUGAAAAUGAAGGUUUUGGAGAAAUCUUGGUGUUUUUGUAAUGGUGGGGGCAAGUCUGAGAGGAUGAAAGCUUCAAUAUUUUCUAGCAAAGGUCAAGCCUUGGCAAGAAUUGGGAUUGGAGGGUCACUGUUUGGCACUGGCUUUCUUAUUCACAGGAAUUUGUUGCUUACAACUCAUGUUAAUCUCCCUUCUGUUGCUUCUGCUGAGUCUGCUGAGAUCUGGUUACAGAAUGGUGUCCAAGCUUGCCUUUUUCCUCAUAGGUUCUUCAUUACCAGCUCCAUCCUUGACCUGACAAUAGUUGGUCUUGAUAUUAUGGAUGGUGACUCAAAUGCACAGGGUCAACAUCCUCUGUACAUGAAGACAUGCACUAAAGUAGAUCUGGAUCUUGGGAGUGUUGUUUACCUAUUAGGUUAUGCAGAAAACAAGGAAUUGAAAGUGGGUGAGUGCAAGGUGGUGAUAGCCACGGACAAUCUUAUAAAACUGUCUACAGAUGAAGUAAUAUGGAACCCUGGGUCUGUCGGUUUUGAUGGUCAUGGAAAUCUUGCAUUUAUGGUUUGUGAUCCUAUGAAGCUAGCCACACCUCCAAACACAAAAUCCAAUACAACAUCCUCAGCGUCUUCAUCCUGGAAGAAGGAUUUCCGUAUGCAAUUUGGUAUUCCAAUUCCCGUGAUUUGUGAUUGGUUGAACCAGCAUUGGGAGGGAAGCCUUGAUGAACUCACUAAACCCAAGUUACCACUCAUUCGUUUAAAGUCUGCUGGUCAAAAAAGUGAAUUUUCUUCGGCAUCCUUCACAAUGAGGCAGGUAUUCAAGUCAGCAGAAAUCAAGUCAGCAGAAGCUGAAGAAGAUGGAACUCCAUCAUCAUCAAACAUAAUGUCAAAACCCAAUUGCAUGCCAGGAACAAGCCUUUCUCCCAUUGCAAAUAUAGGUAAGGUUGAAGCUCGAGUCAGUAAUCCAAAUUCGUCACAUUUACAGGGAAUUCCAACUCCAGAAAUCUAUGAGUCGCCAAGAUUAAAUUCAAUUCCUUUUUCAAAGAAGGCCAGCACCCAAAACCAGCUUUUAAGUAUUAAUUUUCCACCUAGGAUAACUAGACCACCAGUUUCGUAUCAUAAUGUCCGAAAGCUGCUCCCAUUCUCAGACGAGAAUUUUGUAAAGCAGGUUCCCUUGCAGCAUGCAAUGCAAGAAAACCAUUUGGUUGAAAGAGUACAGAGUUCUAUUGCAGAUGCCGAUAUGGCUUCGAUAGGCUCCACUAGUGAAGUGCAAUCUAGUUCAUUUCCCGUGGAAGCUCCGGAGGCGCAAAAUGGUUAUAAUAGCAGCGAAGGAGAAACUACAAUGUACUCGGCUGAGACUGCUGAAAGCCACAAUUAUCCUAGUCCCAAACAAGGAAACUUCAAGCAAGUAGGCAGGAGCCAAAGCUGCGUAAAUUACAAUCGCUGGGGGACUGUUCAGAGGAAUCCCAUAGCUCAGAGAACCAUGGGAGACAAAAGCAGAAGUUUUGUACAGGGUAGAAAAAUGUACUCACAGGGGGCAACUUCUCAAAGGAGUAAUGACUACUACAGUCCAACUGUGUCAUCUAUAAUGAAGAAAAGGAACAAUUUGGAGCAACCAAGCAGGCCCAAACAAUUUGCAGUUCAUUCAUCUGCUAAAUGGACAUUCUAAUUAGUCUCAAGUCCAUCAUCAAUCCAUUAUACUUUUAGCCUCCAUUCUAAGUAGUUCCAUUCACUUUAAAAUUUCAUGUGCCUAUACUGCAAUUGUAAGUAACUCAAGUGAAUAUAUGUGCAGAGUAACUGAAAGUAUACUAAGAAUAUUUAGUAAAUAUAAGAGGGUUCUGAUAUUA
Daucus carota subsp. sativus is the source of this 2143-nucleotide messenger RNA. RefSeq lists its product as uncharacterized. The record is from RefSeq and is a predicted model, not a curated record. NCBI's taxonomy places the organism in Eukaryota, Viridiplantae, Streptophyta, Magnoliopsida, Apiales, Apiaceae. The transcript has 2 exons. The coding region runs from base 316 to 1965 and encodes 549 amino acids.